CUCCUGUUUUCCUAUGGUCUGUCUGCCUGAUACAGACAGUCUCUUGUUUUAAGAAAUGCAGCUGCUCUCUGCUCUCUCUCCCUGGGGAUCCCCACUGGUCACAGACAGGAGAACAGAGGGGUCCUAACGAAAGGAAGAGCCCCUUGAGGUGAGUGGCAAGUAACGAGAGAGGGUUUGUUACAGACUGGGAUGGGGAGGGCUGCUGCAAUAGAAUGAGUAAGCUUUGCGGAUUUCUGCAGAAAGCUGGAUGUGAUGUGAUGGUCUGCAGGGGUCAGAGGGACAAUGGAUCACAUAGAGCAAUAGUCUGCAGCUUUCUUGUUAAUGCAGUGCAGGGCUCUGGAAGGGUUGCAGAUAGAUGGCUGUGGAUCUCUAAGUACGAUUAUAUAGUAAAUCGCUAAUACUUUGGUGCUGUUGCUGGAUCCAGAGAGAUGCUCUGAUUUCACUGUGUGUUGUGAUGACCUCAAGUGUUCUGCGUGCAGUGUAGCACUCAGUUGUUAAAUGCAGUGAGGCACCCUGGGUGUGCAGUGCAGUGGGAUGCUAUAGCUUGUCAUGUCUGUUCUGCAUGCAGUGUAGCACUCAGUUGUUAAAUGCAGUGAGGCACCCUGGGUGUGCAGUGCAGUGGGAUGCUAUAGCUUGUCAUGUUUGUUCUGCAUGCAGUGUAGCACUCAGUUGUUAAAUGCAGUGAGGCACCCUGGGUGUGCAGUGCAGUGGGAUGCUAUAGCUUGUCAUGUCUGUUCUGCAUGCAGUGUAGCACUCAGUUGUUAAAUGCAGUGAGGCACCCUGGGUGUGCAGUGCAGUGGGAUGCUAUAGCUUGUCAUGUCUGUUCUGCAUGCAGUGUAGCACUCAGUUGUUAAAUGCAGUGAGGCACCCUGGGUGUGCAGUGCAGUGGGAUGCUAUAGCUUGUCAUGUCUGUGAUGCAUGCAGCAUGCCUUGCCGUGUCCAAUACUUUGUGCUUAAUACUAGCUGCAGAGCAUUGCACUGUGAGAUGUAUGAUGCAGUGCGCUGCAGGCUUAUUGACUGGUUUUUUUUUGCCUGCAAUACCCAAGGCAACGCAAUGAAUGGCUGUGUGUGCUGCAGAAUCACACUGCAGAACAGGGAGAGGAGGAAUAGUUGACCAAGAGAGAUACGAAUUAAUUAGAGAGAAUUUAACAGUUUGGACUAGUAGCUCUUUUGAAUUUCAAUUGGGUUUUUACUGUUUUGAGCAGCAUAGCUUUGAGUUAAAUCGUAUACUUUUAAAAAUGUAUUUUGUAUGGAAUCAUUUUGUUUUAAUUUGUCACCAACCUGCUUUUCAGUUACAUCACUAUCAUUAUGUUUAUUUUUGUUCAAUGUUCUAAUUCCUCAAAUCAUGCAUUUUCCUUCGGCUGUAUAUCUAAUUAUGGUGCCUAAUAUAUCAUUUCAAACAAUUGUUUUGCCAUAAUCUUAGACAUACAGUUCAAACAACCUUCAUUAUCUAGUUAAAUUUCCUCUUCCUUCUCCUUUGCAGCUGUUGUGUGCUCUGAGUGGGCAGGGUUUGGCUCCUCCUGGGUGGUGCUAAAAGUAGCCUUGCUCAUUCCGUGGCAAAAUUAUGGAUAACAAAGCAUACAAGGGAGAGGGCACAUGGCCACCUGCACAAUGUAAACAUACUUUGGAGUGGGACAAAAAGAAAAUAAAACCACCACCUGGCACAGUUUACACAACAACAGGAAAAAGCGGACCCCCAGUUACUGUAAUUGAGAUUUCCCCGGAGACAACAGAGGUAAACGACUAUUACCUGUGGUCCAUCUUCAACUUUGUCUACCUGAAUUUCUGCUGUCUAGGCUUCAUUGCCCUGGCCUAUUCACUCAAGGUGAGUCAAACUUGAAGAACUGUUGAGCCUAUGAAAUUGUAGAACAUGUAGAAAAUGACACAAAUUCUAUAAAGUUAAAUAUAUUGGGAACAAACAAAAUAAGGUAUCAAAUGAUAAGUUCUCUUACUACAAUAUGUACAUGGUUGGCCUAGAAUGUUUGAAGGAACAUACUGAACAUAUAAUUUGCACAAAAGGAUCUAUACAGCAUUAUGCAAAAUGAUCUAGAUUCUAAUUUUGAACUGAUAACAAAAUGUUUGUUUUUAGCAAAAACAAAUGCAGUUUUGUGUCCCUCUUUGAGGAAUAGACAUGAGUUUCUAUGGCCAAGUGUAUGGCAGUGAAUUCUGAUAAAAAGGAAUGUUGAAUGAAUUAAACUGUUCAACCAGUGAAUGGAACCAGCAGGGAUAUUAUACAGUUAUCCCAUAGACACAUUUAGGAGAAUCGCGAUUGGAUGAGACAGCUCAAAUACUUAUCAGUUGAUGCCACUGGUGGGAGAUGUAGCUUCAGGAUUUGCUGCAAACGAGGCUCAGGCAAAGGUAUCUUUAUUGUACCCAUUGUUUGUGUUAUUCUUUUUUUUGUCCACUUAAAACAAACAGACUGAGUAUAAUAUAAGUUUCUAGGUGGGAAAACAUGUCCAGGAGGCAAAUGGUGUCAUACUUUUCAGUUCCUUGGAUGGACUCGGAUACCUUUAUUACAGCUAUGGAAUUUGCUGGCGAUAUAUAAAUAAUAAAAUAUUAAAAAUAAUAAUAAUAAAAGGGAUUCUGAAAGUAAAACUUUUAAGGCAAGUUUAAAAUGAUUAAAUCAUAAAUCUGUUUAAGAGGCGUUUUCUAUUAUACUGCUAGUGUAAUGGAAUAAAUGGAGAAUUAAAUGUAAAAACAUGGCUUUAUAACAAAAGGUUGUUCGUAGGUUAUGGAGCUGCGCUGUUAUUUCCCCACUUUUCUCGAGACCACCACAUAUUAAUUUACAGAUGCACAUAUAAGGAAAUCAUAGAGGGAGAAUAAGGAUGAGAGAAAGUAUGGUCUGAGAAGCUGUGUCUGGCAGAUCAGUCCUUCAUGAUGACCACUAAUCUGAGAUUUAGCUAUUGCGUAAUGCAGUCAAUAAAACUGCAAUGCUUAACAAAUCCAGUGUGAUGCGUUGAGUCACUAUUUGUGGCAGAAACAGACAGCUCAGUCUUUCAAAAUGUCACCAAGCUGAAGAAACACUGUAGGCUGAACUGUCUUGUUUGGUAUGAAUGUGGCUGAAAUUGAUCACUAUGCUGGAUUCUGUGAUCUGAGCUGUACUGACAGAAGGGGCAGAGGAACAUGAUCUUCCUCAGAGAUGAUUCCUCUCGGCCUCACUACAGUAUAGAUAGGUGAUAUAUUGAGGAGGGCAGGGAUAGAGUUGGAUAAACAUACAAGUGGAUAAGGAUUGGCGGGAGAGACACCAGUGGGUAAGAAGGAUCAGGUGAAAUGCACAAGGAAGUGAAGACUGUCAGGAGAGAUACCCAAGGGGGUGAUAGCGGCUAUGAGAGUCAUAAUGGAAUGUGGGGGGUCUAGAGAUAUACACAAGGUAGUGAGAAUUGUCAGAAAAGCCACACUGGGGAAACACCAAAAAGGUAAAAUUCUGAAGGAUAGGAACAGACAAUGCUCCUAUAGCACCAGAUACGCUAGGUACGUCUCUACCUGGUUGGAUAUUCAGCUUGGCUUCUGUUAGUUGACCUCCAUAUAGAAUCAGUGUAAGUUAAAAAUUUGCAUUUUUGGUUUUUAAAUGAAUAGUUCUCAGUUAUGUCAGAAUUUUAUAUUUUUUCCAUCCACCACCGAUCAUAGGUAAUGCUCUUUUUCCUUCCCUCAGGUCCGUGAUAAAAAGCUGUUGAAUGAUCUCACUGGGGCUGUAGAAGAUGCAAAGACAGCUCGAGCCUUCAACAUAACAAGUUCAGCGCUCGCAACUCUGUGCAUUAUCAUCUUGCUCCUGUACCUGCGUUCUUCCCCCGCACACUAUUAGGAAACGAGCACGGUGUGUCUCUGUUCAAAGUGAGAACUGUAGCCUUUUAUCUUACACUGAAAUGUAAUCUUGCUCAUUACAGUGUAUAGUGGAAUAUUGAUUUGGGCCUAGAGUCUCUCCCAUUCUACUUUAAAAAAACAAACAAAAAAACGUCCACCAUUCGAUUUUCUCCGGACCUCACUGUGAUGUCAUCACGCCUUGCCGGAUUGCAGCCUUCGGAGCGUCUGAUGGCAGUUUAUAUGCAAAAACAGCAACAGCGGGCUAUAUAAAAUUCUCAGCACCGCAAGUAAGACACUGAGCUGCUAGCUGGGCCCCCCUCCUGUGCCUCAUCUUGACCAAGCCUGUGAAUUUAGAGUGUCAUCUCUCCGGGCAACAUUUACUCUAAUAAAGGACUUACAUUUUCUUUAACAACUUGUUUGCGUGCAGGACUAUUUACUAUUUGUUUAGAAAUGUGACUUUAAAAGGAACACUACCCGCAUCAGCCUUAACAACGAAUCAAAUAACAGAUACAUACAUAGAUUGUGGAAAUAGAACUCUAAUAUAUGGUGAGUGGUGACAUUAUGUUAGCAAUAGAUUAAAUAAUACAGAUCUUUCUUCACCCUCUUAAAGCUGUAGAAUUAGUUAUAAGAGAAAGUAAUAUGAGCUUUAGGGUAAGUUAGAAGUUACAUAUAAAUGAAGGAAUGUGUCAGAACAAGCAGUCGGAGAUAUAUUAAGGGAGUUAGUUGAAGUGUAUAUGUAACUUAUAUUUAGAUAAAAUUAUUCAUCUAAUGGGGUUUAAUGCCCAUAAAGCAAAUGAUGUAUUUACAAAAAACAUUAUUUUCGUCUUUCUUUUGUUCGUCUUUUUAUUUUUAUUUUAGUGGGACCCCUGGAGGAUUUCGUUUUAGGAUAAAUAUGCCCUAUUUCUUGUUUUCCUUUGCACAGUUGAGACAUACUGAAUGCUUUUGAAUAGUUUUACUGAAGUUACAAUCAUCAAUUGCAAUCAUAACCGGUAUAGGAUUAAACGGGGCACAAGUUAUGAUUUGAGCCCUUGUUUCAUUCUUGAAAUAUGGAUGGUGCAUAGGGCAAAGCAAAUUCAUGGAUCUGGGGUCUCUGUCUAACUACUGGGCCCUAGGCGUUUGCCUAAACUCACCUUAUGGUUAAUCCUGCUCUUAGAAUAUAAUUCUAACCAAAUAAAAUGUCCUGAUUGGAGAUCCAAGUUCUUUCUUUGAUGUCCUGUGUCUCUGAGACAUCACAGACAGCUAAUACAAAAUGGAGACAUGCACAAGCGCUACAGCAUUUUAUGCCGUACCCUAUUUAUACAAUAAUACAGCUUUUCUAAAGCCACAGAGCACAUGUCCAACUAUUGCGAGGAACGCAACUGAAGCCACAUAGUGACACGGUCAAUGCUUGUCUUAGGGGAAGGAAUUUUAAUAUUAUGUUUACUUGUCCCCUAUAUUUAACAAAUGUUGGUUUGUGAGGUCUGAAAAAUAAAAUAAAAUGUAGAAAUCCGCAUUUCUGUAUUUACCUCUAUCCUAGAACUGAGCACCUCCAACUUUGCUUGCGGUGGUGGGGGUGCGGUCAUGUAAAACAGAUAUGAGCAUUUAUUAAAGAUAUAUGAGUAAUGCAAUCAGUUACAUUCUUCUUGUAAUUCACUAUUUAUUGAAAUUUUAAGGAGCAAGAAAACCAGUUUCUUUAUGAUAAGAAAAAGAAGAUUGAGAUCUGGACACACGGACACCUGAAUGGUACAAUAUAAGAAUAAAACAAAGCCAUAAAAACUGUAUCCCAACCUGUGUAGCAGCAUUGAUCCAUAUGAACAUGAUUACGUAUGGUGUUUUUGCAUGCUGUAUUUAUACAGUGUGUCUGGAGAAGAGGAAGAUGCAAUACUCACUCUAACCUGUGUGUGGCAGUGGUACACCAAACGAAUCCUGGAGUCAGUAUAUUUAUGGACUAAUACUUUGUAACAUCCCAUACCAGACUCGCAGUGACUCAUCAAUGAAGCCGCGACAGACCACGACAGUGACACCUGAACACUGAACCAUCUGGUGGCCAGGCCCAAUCAUAUCAUUAUUAUCACUGAGAGCAUAAACUUGGAUCUUAAACACAUCAUUAAUACACAGUAGAAGCAGAAGAAUUUUAUUAUUUUUUCAAAUGGCUCAGAAAAUCCAGCCCAGAAUGAUCAGUGACUUUAACCAGCUCUGCACAGAGGAAGGGGCUAAAAUACCCUGGAAAAGAUCCACAUUGAAAAGAAAGUCUGUUUAAUAGGAUGUUCUUUGUGUUACUAAAAUACUUGCUUUACACACAUUUUACAAAUAAAAGACGAGACGUACAAUUAGUUUUGUUCCGAAAUGAAUUUCAGUUUAUUCUGUAAUUGAAGCGUCUGAAUGUCUGAAUUGAUGGGAACCGAAAACGAAACAAACAGAUCCGUAACAAAUUCAAACAAAUCACUUCUGAUCUAUUCAUUUUGAUAACGAUAACAUAUCAGGGAGUUCUGCGCAGUUUACACAGUACAGUUGAAAUGACAGAGUGUGCUAUGUGCUGAUCUAUUCAUUUUGAUAACGAUAACAUAUAAGGGAGUUAUAUGCUAAACAACUAAAAGAGUAAAAUGAAGAAAAUGUUUUUUUUUCUUACUUUUGAUCUUUCAGCUGUUUAGUAG
This is a messenger RNA of Pelobates cultripes (western spadefoot toad), 6434 nucleotides long. NCBI's taxonomy places the organism in Eukaryota, Metazoa, Chordata, Amphibia, Anura, Pelobatidae. The record is from the annotation of a GenBank genome assembly.